Molecule: messenger RNA, 1065 nt
Organism: Striga hermonthica
Lineage: Eukaryota; Viridiplantae; Streptophyta; Magnoliopsida; Lamiales; Orobanchaceae
Source: the annotation of a GenBank genome assembly
AUGAUGAACGUUCACGCCAUUAAAGCUAAUUUCUCAGCACCCUUUACUCGCCUCUACAAAUCCCCGACCCCAACUGCAGCACAUUCGCCGCCGGCCAAACCGUUUCCGGCGGCGAGAAUCAAAAGCCCUCAAAUUCAACCCCAUUUCCGGCAGCCCUUUUUGGUUUUUCCGGCGGCUUCCCGCUUCGGUUCGGUUAUCAGGCCGAAGCCCCUUCGGUGCAGCAACUCGUCGAGCGCGUUGACUGCGGAGAAGAAGAGCUGGAUCGAGGCAGUCGGAGAGGCCAUCUCCACGGCUUUUCCGGUGUGGGUUGCUUUGGGCUGCUUGUUGGGCCUCGUGAGACCCGGAUGGUAUGAUUGGGUCCAGCCCAAGUGGACAGUGAUGGGCAUCACCGUCACCAUGCUCGGCAUGGGGAUGACGUUGACUUUCGACGACCUUCGCGGCGCGUUGGCCAUGCCGAAGGAGUUGUUAGCUGGGUUCUUCUUGCAGUAUUCGAUUAUGCCUUUAUCUGGAUUUUUUGUGAGCAAGCUCUUAAAUUUGCCUACCUAUUACGCAGCUGGCUUGAUACUAGUGGGCUGCUGUCCUGGAGGGACAGCCAGUAAUAUCGUUACGUACAUUGCACGUGGGAAUGUGGCUCUAUCUGUGCUGAUGACAGCUGCAAGUACUCUCACAGCCGUGGUCAUUACUCCUUACCUCACAGCUAAACUGGCAGGGCAAUAUGUUGCUGUAGAUGCUAUUGGUCUAUUCAUGUCGACAUUGCAGGUCGUGCUUCUUCCUGUUUUAGCCGGUGCAUUUCUAAAUCGGUACUUCCAAAGACUCGUUAAAAUUAUUUCCCCUUUGAUGCCGCCUAUUGCUGUGUCAACUGUGGCUAUCCUUUGUGGAAAUGCAAUUGCUCAGAGUUCAUCGGCAAUUCUAAUGUCUGGCCGGCAAGUUGUUCUUGCCGUGACCCUUUUACACACUUCCGGGUUUUUCUUCGGCUAUGUUUUCUCAAGAUUUAUUGGGAUUGAUGUAUCCUCUUCGAGGACGAUUUCAAUUGAAGUUGGCAUGCAGAACAUCAAAGUGAAGUGA